Molecule: messenger RNA, 381 nt
Organism: Ylistrum balloti
Lineage: Eukaryota; Metazoa; Mollusca; Bivalvia; Pectinida; Pectinidae
Exons: 3
Coding region: 1-381 (126 amino acids)
Source: RefSeq, a predicted model, not a curated record
AUGGCGACAGGAAGAGGUGACAACAACCAGAAUUCAGAAACAGGGAGUAAUGUAGACAUGCCGGCUGUGCAUGGCCUUAACAAAAACUCCCCUGUACCCGAACAAUGGACUCUACCGCACGAGUGGAACAUUGAAAAGAGAGAAAUGUUUGAGAAUUGGAAGAUGGACGUGCAAAACCAAGUGGCUAAUAUUGCUACAAAUUUGGAGAGAUCACUGAAAGAGUACCCUAACCCAGACGCAGGAAAAAAGUUUGAUUAUACAGACGAAAUUGAAAAAGCGGAAAUGGAAAAGGAAAAGAGGAUUUAUGCCAGAUUUACUGGAGACACUUUGAAUUACGGAUUGCAACGACUACCGUCACGGGCCAUUCCAGAUAAAUAUUGA